UGGCUGAACAUGGGCGGAGUCAUUAUUUUCUUCUGAGAAAGAAAGACUCAUUUCUGCUCGACCGUUGGUCGCCAUUUUGAGGACCUUUAAGGAGCUGUUAAAGUUGUAACUACGCAGUUAAUUUUUUGAGUUUUUUUUAAAUAGUACUUUCGCUCACUAAAGGAUAAAUGUCUCGAUUCAACAAUAACCGUGGUGGGUACGGGAUGAAUCAAUUUCAGCCACGCCGAGGCGGAGGUCCCGGUGGCCCUAUGCGUGGCGGCCUAAUGGGAAACCCGCAUUACCGAAACCACCCUUUCCAAAACUCCAACCAGAACCGGAGGGGAGGCAACAACCACUUCGGUGGAUCGAAUAGCCAGAAUUCCCAACAGAAGUCUGCGCAAAACCAGUCGAAGCCAAUUAUUCCUCCACCGAGCCCCGGACCGGCCCUCACCAUGAAAGGCCCGAUGGAGCAACAGAAACCACCGGCCCAGCAGGAGCAGCAGAAACAGAACCCUCCUGCGGACCAGUCGAAGACCCAGACUUCAACUCCAAAACCUGAAACGACCCCCGCUCAGGCCAACCAGAACCAGCAGAUCAAGACUCCGGCUGGGAAUGCCAACGCACCGCCGCCGCCGCCACAGCAGCAGACUCCACAGCAAAACCCGAAACCGAGUCCACAACAAGGCCAGAAACCCGCACCGCAACAGAGCCCCAAGACGGUUCCGCAGCAGAGCCCGAAACCCGGUCCCCAACAGAAUCAGAAACCCGGCCCACAGCAGAACCAGAGACCCGGUCCACAGCAGAACCAGAGACCCGGUCCACAGCAGAACCAGCGGCCUGGACCCCAACAGAACCAGCGGCCUGGACCCCAACAGAACCAGCGGCCUGGACCCCAACAGAACCAGCGGCCUGGACCCCCACAGAACCAGCGACUUGGUCCCCAACAGAACCAACGGCCCGGUCCCCAACAGGCCUCUAGACCAGGCCAACAACAGGGCCAAAGGACUGGUCCCCAACAAGGCAACAAGAGCGGCCCAGGCCAGGGUUCGGGCCCUAAGCCGCCCCAGAGGGUGGAACCAAUGGCCGAACAGAAGCCGAAAGAGGAGCCCAACAAGAGCGUACCAGAUGAAGCAGGGACAUUCAAGGCAGCCUUGUCCAUGUUGUUGAAGCCUGGAGAAAAGUCCUAUACACAGAGAUGCCGUCUGUUUGUUGGUAACCUGCCAAAUGACAUCACAGAUGAUGAUUUCAGAAAACUUUUUGUGAAGUAUGGAGAACCUUCGGAAGUCUUUGUCAACAAAGGAAAAGGCUUCGGCUUCAUCAGACUGGAGUCUCGGGCCCUGGCAGAAAUCGCUAAAGCUGAGAUGGAUGACUAUCCGAUGAAGGGCAGACCGCUUCGUGUUCGUUUUGCUACACACUCUGCUGCGCUGUCUGUGAAGAAUCUUUCUCAGUUUGUUUCCAACGAGCUCCUGGACGAAGCCUUCUCUCAGUUUGGCCUGGUCGAGAGGGCUGUUGUUGUCGUUGAUGAUCGUGGACGCUCUGCAGGGCGCGGCAUUGUGGAGUUUGCUUCCAGAGCUGCUGCUAAAAAGGCUCUGGACCGAUGCAACGAGGGCGUUUUCCUUCUCACAGCGUCGCCCCGUCCUGUAGUUGUUGAGCCUCUGGAGCAGUUUGAUUGUGAUGAUGGGCUUCCUGAGAAAUUCGUCCAGAAAAACCCAAAAUUUCAAGUAGCGCGUGAGCAUCCUCCACGCUUUCCCCGCCCCGGCUCUUUUGAAUUUGAAUAUUCAAAACGUUGGAAGUCUCUGGAUGAGAUGGAGAAGCAGCAAAGGGAGCAGGUGGAGAAGAACAUGCGUGAAGCUCGCGAGAAACUGGAGAGCGAGAUGGAAGACGCUUACCAUGAGCAUCAGGCCAACAUGCUGCGGCAGGAACUGCUGAGGCGGCAGGAAGAGCUGCGGCGCAUGGAGGAACUGCACAACCAAGAAAUGCAAAAGAGAAAGGAAAUGCAGCUCAGACAGGAAGAAGAACGGCGCCGACGGGAAGAAGAGCUUCUCAGAAAGAGGGAAAUGGAGGAACAGAUACGGCGUCAGCGUGAAGAAAACUACCGAAUGGGAAACUUCAUGGAUAGAGACGUUGACAUACGGAUGCACACCGGUGGCUCCCUGGGCAUGGGAGACAUGGCCUUCAGCGGAUCCAACCAGAACUUUCCGAUGAGUGGCCUCGGCUUUGAGGGUCAGUCUGGACUGGGAUCGUCUCCAGGAGGCAUGAUGACCAGUGAAAUGCAGCGCAGCGAGCGCUACGCCCAGGGCGGCGCUAGAGGAAUGGGCGCUGGUGCCGCAGCGUACGGCCGCGUCCGUGAGGAGUUUGAUGGCCCCAUUAAGAAACCCCGUUUUUAAACGCUGCGUUUUGUUCCAGCAGCACCAUUUGUAAAGCUACUCCAAGACGAACAUGUUGAGUCACAAUUAUUGUAUUUAAGUUGAAUCUGUUGCAUCAUUUUAUCCAUUUAAUUGAUUAGUUUUAUAAUUAAGUCAAACCUUUUUUUUUCUUUUUUUACUUUGUAUUGCCAUUAGUGUAGAAAGGUCACCCCGGUGUGAUCCAGUUGUUCUUUCAGACCAUGUAUCCUUUUCAUUUCUAGAUGUGUUAUUCUGUGAAUCGUCGUGAAGUGAUAACUGUAACUUUUCUGAAUCUCCUAUGGCUUUGUUUGUGCCACAAAAUACUAUUUGGAGUUGAAACGUGACUAUAAUAAAGACAAACUGGUUCCAUCAGGACAAACCUUUAACAUUUAUUCCUAAACCUCAAUUCUGAUUCCACCAUUUUCCUACAGCAAGGUGACAACAGAAGAAAUACUGCAGUAAACCAAUCACGUUGGGUCUGUGAGGGUUUCAUGACCACAUACACAUGCAGUUCAGUAUUCAGUGAAGUUUCUCAGUCGGUCCGGCUGUUUGGUCACACUCACUUCUCUUUAGUUUGCUGAUUGGUGUACAGCAGAUCACUCCAUUGAACUCUGGUAUCUCUGCUUUCAGAAUCCCUCAUUCCCAGCAGGUCUGUGAUUUGGUGAUGGAUUGACUGUAACGCUUCGUUUCAUUGUGUCAGUGUUUGCUGGAAGAGCUCAAUGCCUCUAAUGUGCUCAUGACCUUUUCCACAUAUUUCUGAAAGGUCUUAUGAUCUAUGAGUCAGAGCAGUUUCAACCAGUUUAGUUUUGCCUGAAUGUUAAGAGUUUAUUCUCCUCAGGAGGCUGUGGUUACUGUCAAAAUGGGAUAUUCCCAAAAAAUAUUAUUUUUGUUCUUUGAAUUUAGUCACACAAAUUACAGCUCAACUAUGACUUUACUAAAUUACUGCCAUCUUAAGGGCAACAAGUCCCACCAGCUGCCUUUGGGUGGCGGCAGACGCGUCAAACUGUGGCGCCUUGUGACUAUUUUUGAAUCUGUUUUAUUCAGAAACGUCACAAUUAUUCAGAAAACCGUGCAAAUAUGAACUCUAGCAACCGGUUCUGUGUUAAGAUACUCCAGCACGGUUUGUGUGUUAAAUCCCCCAGAUGUGACCCUCUGCUGCGGUUUUCAUCUUUAUUCUACCUCUUAUUUCUCUGACACUCAGUUUUAAAUGCACAGGAGUGAAUUCAUACAUUUUCUUUUUGAAGACAACUUGUUUGUUCUUUUAAUAUACAUUUUUAUUGCUUAAAAUAGAGUACAAUUCAAAAUUACUUUCUUUGUAUGAAAACUUUAAGUUCGAAAGCGGAUCAGAAAUAAAACAUUUCACAUUAACUUUUAAAAAUUGAAUGGUAAACCCCUUCCUUCUACGUUGCACUUCAUUUUCAGUCUCAAGUUUGAAGUAUGAAAAGAAUUUUCAUAAAAUGGAUAUUUCUUUGUUUUUUUUUCUCCCCUCCAGGGGGUCUUUUGUGGGCUCUAGUGUCCUUUAUUCGAAAGUAGGCUGACAGGAAAGGGAGAAGCAGAGGGGGGAAGACAUGCCGCAAAUGUUGGGCGGGUCCGGGAAUUGAACCCGUGACCGCUGCGUCGAGGACUGAAGGCCUCCAAAUGUGGGUCGUGCUGUCCUCUACGCCACCACAGCACGCCAUUAAAAUGGAUAUUUCUAAUCUAAAAUCGUGUAUCAUAUGCCAGAUUCUGUACUAAAAAUCAAAUGUUUGUCUUUUGCGAAGAAGGGGAGAAUUUUCCCCGUUAGCAGCUGAGUGAGCUCACUGCAUGUAGCACUGGGCAUUCGUCAACAGCUCAUUUAUUGCCUUAGUUUAUUGAUUAUCUGGAUCCCAACAACAGACUUGAUGACACUUUCUGUGUCUGGACUUGCAUUCUUUGUCCUUCUGUGCUGCGUCCAACUUUUCUUUCUCUUACUGUGAGAAUCGCUUUAGUUUUGAUGUCCUCCAGUUUACAUGAACCUGAUUUGAUAUUUUUCUUUUUACCAAGUUGCCAUGUUGUGACCUGUUGUACACGCAUUCUUGGCACUCAGGUUUCAUACGGUUCUGCAUGUAAAUGUCGUUAUUAGUCAAUUUUGAGUUUGGAUCGAUACAAUAAGAGUCAUUUAUGAAGAUAAAGUUUCUUCACUUUAGCAAAUUUGCCUGAAAAUGUAAAACAGUUUGUUUCAAAGGCAAAACAACUUGAUCCCAGUCUGCAUCCUUUAAUGAGCAGCACUGAUCUUCUGUCUGGAUAGAUGGUAGAACCCAUUAUACAGCAGAAUAGUUUAGUUUUUUUCCGUUAAAAAUGAUCUUUCAUUCAUUGUUUGAGUGGUCGUACCGUGAACAUAAAAACAAAACCAUAAACAGAAAACUCGGUAUGAAUGUUUUAGUUACUGAGUAUCCUGGUGUCAGUAUUUAAUGAGGAAGUUUCUUUUUGCACUGCCAGACUUUGCCUAAAUAACAAUGUCGGAUUCCUCGGUUGUUUGUGUGACACCAUUUUGAAUAUCUGCUGGGCAACAAUGCUAACUGCUGGGGUGAUAAUGUGCUUCUUGUAAUGGUCUACUGUGACGAGGAGAAAAGGACGCACAAAUAUCAAUUUCUCAGCAGAAAUAUUGGCAUUUAUUUUAGACUUUGUUCCUGAGGGAUCAAUUAUUCUCUCUGGUUAAAACAGCAGAUGUCUUCUCAUUUAAGAACAAGUGUUGUUCUUCUGCUCGUGAUCUGACACCUUGUAUGUGUUUAGCGCCGCCUUUUGAGUGGGAGGAGUAUUGCCCUUGCUGCUUGGUACUGUUAUAAAACUCUGGACUGUAGUCGGGUCUUCACCGGGUCCUUACUGGCCGUCAUGUCCAGAAAACAAUCUUUAUUUCACUCAGCUUUCAGAGUGGAGAACACUAGAAGCUGGCGUCUUAACUGCAGUUUCCUGUUCAUAGUUUAACAUCCUAAAUAGUUAUGUGGUCAGAAUAUAAACUGAAUAAAUCCAGACUGAAUUUCUAAACAUUGAAAAGCAGGUUGGAUUUCAACUUUCCACCCUGUGAUAAAAUAAUUUUACUGCCAGCUUUGGCCUCUAAGCACAAUUAUGAAUUAAGGUCCUUCAAAAAAAGGGUUGUUAAUUUUUAAAGAACCUGAAUCACAUCUUUUACUUUGGACUUAAAUUCAUACAUUUGUCAGUUUGGACAGUUGACCACUGCUGAAGAGUUUUUAUUUUUAUUUUUUUGUGAAAACCCAAACUUGGUAGGUUUUCUAUUUUUUGGCAUGAGGAUCACCUGUGAUGGGAUCCUGGCUUGAAAACCCAGAAGUUGGAGAGGACAUGUAACCAACCUGUAAACAUCCCGUUUUUUAAAAAGGUAAUGUAUCUUUAAGCUUUAAUAUCUAUGGAAAUAAUAAAAUCCCAUAACAAAUGUCUGCUGCCUUUUGGUAUUUAUCAACUAUUAUUGGAGAUCUAUGGCGACUAAACUUGAGAUUUUUUAGCCUUUUAAUAGAUUGUGAAUAAAAACAUGGUGCCAUUUUAAAAAAUUAAAAUAAAUGUUUCACAAAUCGUCUUGUCCAUAUUUAAAAAGUGUUCUAGAUAAUCUUUGACACUUUCAUAACUACUGACAACUUUUGUCAGAGCCUGAAUAACAGAAAAGUAAAUUUACAGCUAAUCCAAAAGCUGUUCAAACCCCUGGCAGUUUUAAUGUUGACAGAAGUCUGCUUCUGUUGGUAAAUCACUCAAAAUUGUCUGAUUGGGUCACAAAGAAAACCCCAAAUGCAUGUUCCUGUUAUUUCAUGAUGAACAAUUGAUAAUACAGCAGUUAAAUGCUUUCUGUAAUUGUCAAUCAGUUGUUUACAUUGUUUACUCUGAGCAAAUGUUAUUACUACCAGUUGGUACAAUGAAGAUUAACCCUAAAUCUUAAUCUGGCUGGGGUAUGAAUAAUUAUGGACCUGCAUGCCUUAUGGUAAGCUUUUUUCCAUAUUGAUUCCCAUUUUGUUCUGAACUCCAAAGGGAACUUUUAAACGAUUCAGAUGUCAGUUUUUAGACCUUUUUAUUUUGUCGUUUUUAUCUGAUAAACUUUUUUUCAGCUUUUUAAAUUUAUUUGAUUUAAUUGAAGCUAGAAGAUGAGAAACACCAGUUCACAACACGUCGACUCAAUGCACUUCACCAAAAAAUGUACUUUCAAUUCAGUCAUACACUUUCCACGUUAAUUAAAUCCAAUCUAGUUGAACCCAGUUAUCAAACAAUCCACCAAGUUUAGAUUAUUGGUUUUCUAUCUAAGGAAAUUCAACAGAUUGCAUCAGAUUGACUUCCACCAUUCACUCCUCCUGGAUGAGGAUGUAGCAACAGUGAAGAGGGAAAAACUCCCCAAUAACAGGAAGAAACUUCCAGCAGAACCAGAUCCAGACUCACUCUGAAAGUCCGUCUGCUACGACCGAUUGGUGGUUUGGGAAGACAGAACACACACAAACCCACAUGAGCACUGAUUCAGGAGAACUUUCUUCAUCCGUCCGUUAUUUUACAUAAUCUUCCCAGUCUGGGUUGCGAGAGGUGCUGGUGUUUAUCUCCAGUGGUCAAUGGGCGAGAGGCGGGGUCACCCUGGACACGUCGCCAGUCCAACACAGAGACAGACAGGACAAACAACCAGGCACACACACAACCACACCUACAGAGAGUUUACAGACCAAUUAACCUGACAGUCGUGUUUUUGGACUGUGGGAGGAAGCCGGAGAACCGCAGAGAACCCACCAUGUACAGGGAGAACAUGCAGAAACACCCCGGGCCGGGGAACCCGGGACCUUUUGCUGUAAGGCAACAGUGCUGCCAACUGCACCACUGUGCAGCGGAGGGCUUUCUGUUGGAGAAAAGUAAGACAUUAAUGUCAGCAGUAGCUCAUUUAGAGGCUUCAUCUGGGAGAGAAAAAGCCAAAGAGAAUCUCUGAGCCUCUUUUACAGGCUAGAGGAGAACGUUUAGAGCUCAACUGAACACAAGACCAGGUGUAGAUUAUUUGAAGAAAAAAAAAGAAUGCAAAGUUUAAAGCUGACAUGACAGCAAAUAAUGUAAAUAGGAGAGUAGUAGGAGAGUGAGGUCAUUUUGAGCGCCAGCAGCCUCAGUCUGCAGCAGCUUAGCUACAGAGAAAACCCAGGAUAAUCUGAAUCCGGCCAUCAGCUUUACUGAGCAGGACAGUUUUAAGCCCCCACUUCAAAGUAGGAAUUGUGAUAUUUAAACAUAAGAAUGUUUAAAUGCUGCAUCCCAAAGAUUAAAUCAACCUUGGAGUUUAUAACGGGUAAGAGAUUAGACAUUUUUUCAGACUUAAUGAAGGCCUUAUUUUCAACCUAACUCAAAUCAUAUGUGAUUUUUAACAUUGGAUAAAUGUGGCUUGUUCUGCUUGGAUGUUACAUGUUUGUGUUGUAUGAAUGUUUUCUUUAACAGGUCUGACCAGCUGUACAGGUUUUGAACUGUAAGACAUUGUAACAUGGAUUUAAUUCAUAGAUCCAAGCAGCAGAGGUGCUUUAUUUUGUAGUAUUUCUGCUUAUUUCAACAAGGACGAAUAGCUUUAUGGUAAGAUGAUUUUACAAGAUCAACAGAUUGCUGGGAUUUUUCUCCUGAUCUUUCCUCUGUGAAAUGAUUUCCUCUAUUUCUUUCAUUUUCUUUUUUUUAUAGUAUCACAAAUAUUUAGUGGUUUAUAAUUAAACAUAUAUCCAAAGUUCGAAGAAUAUGCUACUUGUUUUUAAUGCAAUUUUGAACACAAGUCCAUUUGUUUUGUCCAAUGUACUUAAAUCUUAUUGGCUGAAAAAGCUGAAGUUUGAGUUUCUGGAUGAAGUUGUGGUGCUAAUUUUCACUUCCUUCUGUUUGAGUAGAAAUCCUCAUUUUCCCCCACAGCGUUAAUUAUUGUUUGCAAAAUGAGUUAUGUAAAUAUUUAUGAUUUAAUCUGGUUCAUUAUUUAAAUUCAGCAUCACCAGAUUAAUACUUAAGAUGACUUGCAAAAUAAAGGUUAUUCCUACCUUGGAAUACCUUUUUCACAUCCUUCCAUAUAAUUUUCUAAUGAUAGAAUAGGCAUUGAUGCAGUAAUUGAAGGAUGUUCGGACAUCUUGGAGUGUUAACUUUUAAAAGGCGUCUUGAAUCACAAACUGAAAAGCCAAAUAAAACUGCAUAUAUCCAUGUUUAGCUUUUCUUUUUACAACAAAACAGAAAGCUAUCAUGCAUAGCAAGACGUCAGUCAUAGUACUGAUUUAGCUAAGUUGUGUUUUUGUAUUGCUGUCUCUUUGUUGGUGUUGUAUACAAUUUGUUCUUCUUUAACAGGUUUGAUCAUCUUUAAGAUGUUGGACUGUGGAAAGGAACCAAGAAAGUCUGUAGCUUCUGCUGGACCGUAUUAGUUUAGUCUGUAUAGUGAAGAAAAUAGGACCAGGCACUGAACCCUGUGGUACUCCAUAAGUAAUCCUGAUGUGUGAAGAUUUUUCAACAUGAACAAACCGUAAUCCGUCAUGUAAAUAAGAUCUAAACCAGAUUGGUGCUGUUCCCUGGAUCUCUGCGGCAUGUUGGAGUCACACAAUGGAUAUUGUGAUCUAACAGAACCAGAACCUGGAUCCAUUAUCUGAGGCCAUGAAAAUAUCAGUAAUUUUAAAUGGUAUCUGAGGAGCUUCUGGUAUGAACAUCAUAAAUGAAAGCCAGGCUCUCCAACAUGGUCAUGUGUUGAGUUCAGCCUGUCUGGUUUCCCCAGGAGGAGCAGAGUUCAGCAGGAAACGUUGCUCACAUGUAGCUGAGCUUUUAAACCACAAACAACAAAAGUAGACAUGAAAAUUGUUGUUUUUUGGCGGUAAGAGCUGAGCUCCAAAAAGCACUAGGGAAGUUAAUAAAAAAAGUUUGAACUUUUUUGUUCUCCAUAGCUUUUUCUGUCUCCAGAUAAGUUGUUUUAUCUGCUUACUGCCAAAUUACACCAGUGUGAAAGGUGUUUAAUAUUAAUUCAAUAUUGAUUUUAAGAAGUACGCAAGAUUCAUUAAGUGAAUGCAGGGAUUACUAUUAAUGUUUUAUCAGUUUAUGUAGUUUAUAUGUUUUCAUUCUGCCACAAUCGGCCCUUUGAGGACAUUUGUGAUCUUGAUGUGGCCCAAAAUUAAAGACUUUGACCCCACUGAUCUAUAGACCUCAGUGGAUUUUAGUAAGUAGCCAAAAUUCAAGCAUAAAAUGACUUUAAUCACCUGUGUGGAAAAAUGCAUUAAGUGAUUUUUAUCAACAGUGUAAGAAACUGGACUUAUUUUACAUCGGGUUUGAAUUGGGCUUAAAACCCUGUAGUUGAUUUUUACUAAGAAUUUUCUGCAGUUUUGCCUUUUGAUUAUUAUGAACAAAUAAUUUUGCUGAAGUUUUUUUUUUUUCACAUUUCAUCUUGUAAAUCUGAUUUAGCGCUGACAUUCUCAUAGUUUUACUGUAGCUCUAACCUGGAGGUUACCUUUAGUCUGAGAUGAUAUAAUUUCUGAUUUCUUACUGAAAAGUUUUGCACAAUUUGUGCAUUCUGCUUUCCAAAAGGAAAAAUGUCAGCAUCGUCUCCCGUCAGUUUAUCAUUAACUCCUGUUUACCUCCUUUGCAGAUGCCCUUUCGUUGCUCAUGUGUUGCUCUGGUAAAAAAUAAACUUGCAGAGUAUGCACUUCCCUCGUUGAUCAAAUGACAUUAAGCACUUCCGUAGUUUGGAUUCCUUUGACUGUUGAAAACCAACGUUUCCUUUUAACCCUAAAUGCUUCAUCAGCCAUGGCUGGGUUAGAAAUGAGCUUUGUUGAGGUUUCUC
Messenger RNA from Gambusia affinis (western mosquitofish), 10119 nucleotides. Its product is annotated as non-POU domain-containing octamer-binding protein-like. The coding region runs from base 168 to 2366 and encodes 732 amino acids. Gene Ontology annotation, cellular component: nucleus. The record is from RefSeq and is a predicted model, not a curated record. NCBI's taxonomy places the organism in Eukaryota, Metazoa, Chordata, Actinopteri, Cyprinodontiformes, Poeciliidae. Gene Ontology annotation, biological process: regulation of DNA-templated transcription. Gene Ontology annotation, molecular function: RNA binding. The transcript is spliced from 10 exons.